This is a messenger RNA of Panicum hallii, 2846 nucleotides long. Its product is annotated as adenylate isopentenyltransferase-like. The transcript has a single exon. Bases 1383 to 2489 code for a protein of 368 amino acids. Gene Ontology annotation, cellular component: mitochondrion. The record is from RefSeq and is a predicted model, not a curated record. NCBI's taxonomy places the organism in Eukaryota, Viridiplantae, Streptophyta, Magnoliopsida, Poales, Poaceae. Gene Ontology annotation, molecular function: tRNA dimethylallyltransferase activity. Gene Ontology annotation, biological process: tRNA modification; cytokinin biosynthetic process.
UUUCCGUCAGGUUUACAGGCUAUAGCGGUAGCACACUUCACCUGACGGCAUUGUUGGCUCUGACAAGAAUUAGUUACCGAUCUGGGCCCACGGUCACGGACCGUGCUGACCGCCCCCCAGCGUGGCAACUGUGGGCAGGUAAAGCCCUGCAGGUCGGCGCAGGAUUUUACUGCUGGAUCAGAUGGCCGGACCAGACAUUGACGGUCCUGAUCGGUCCGUCGGACCGGGCAGAAAUGGAAACACCAUCCAGCUACCCAAGUGGAUUCAAGUGGAAAUAAAAUCGGACGGGGGGCCAUUCUCCAAGCAUGUUCGUGGACGCCGCAGAGCGGUCAAGGGCACGGCUCCGGAGAAAGGCUGCUGGAGGCCUGCCGUGUCGCUCCCCCGUAAUGACACCAGCUCUGCCGGUCAGGCUCGGGCAGGCAGCAGGCUCAAGCCUGUACUGCGCGCACAAGCCCACCGAGCUGCACUAGCUGCCCAGCGUACCUGAGCAUGGGGACUUGGGGAGGGGGCGAGGGGGACCUGUGGGCACGCACUCGACCACGGCCGUGCCGGUGCGGCAGGCCGGCAGCGAGCUCCCGAUGGAGGCGCGCGCGUGCGGGGGGUACCCCGCGCACCGCUGGGUUUGCGAGGCACGCGGCGCUUAUUUUAAGCUUCGAGAGCCGAGAGGCCCUCGCCGCCUGUGCCAUUCCCCAGCCCGCCCGCAUUCUUAUUAUUCCCUGCCGCGAUCAGCUCCGGGCGGUUCAACCGCAUCCCGAUCCCGCCGCGUCAUGGGGUUUAACCGGCCGGCUCUCUGCGCCCAGAAAGGCCUCGUGGUCACGGUUGGCAUCGGCUUCAGGCGAUGGCUUGCGCGUUCAUCUGAAGGGACCGACCUUCUGCGCCGGGGAGUAUAUAUCUCUCCUCCGCCUGCGCCAUCGACCAAGCAUGCGUCGCCCUGGCUCGCCUUGCCCCCCCUGCGAAUCGCCAAUGAUAGUGUUCGACUAGGAGAGGCGAGGGACAGCGCCGGAGCAGGCGCCCGGCACAAGGCAAGCACAGACAGGAGCAGAAGAAAGACCAGGCGUGCAAGGCUGCAGGCCCGGCUCCUAAGCAAGCAGCCGAAUGCCGUGGCGCUCACCCGGUACCGGCACGGUUCAGCUGCCUCACGCCGCGACAGAGAAACAAACCACAGCUGCUGCUGCUGCUGCCAGCAGUACUCUACUACGGCGGCAGCUUCCACUACUAGUACUAGUGGUACACUUGUUAUAGCGAGGCAGCGAGCCCAGCCACCGAAGUCUCCCGAGUGACCCCGCCUCGCCCCGCUUCGCGUCGCGCCGUAUUUAACGCGACUCACUGAGCGAGUGCUGCCCGCGCGGGAUUCGGGCUCGGCGUCGUCGGCGGGUGGCUAUAUGAGCGGCCUCGCCACCAGGAUCGGCACCGUCGUCCGCUCACCCAUGGCGGCCGCGGCGGUGGCAGGCGCCGGCAGGAGCGACGGGCCGCGGAAGCGCCCGCGGCGGCCCGGCGGCGUCGUCAGAAUGGAGGGCGGGGGCAGGGGGGGAGCCGGCUGCUGCUGCAGCAGCGGCAGGGCGCCGGAGCCCGCGGCGGCGAGGCUGGUGGUGAUCGUCGGCGCCACGGGCACGGGCAAGACCAAGCUGUCCAUCGACGCGGCCGCCGCGCUCGGAGGCGAGGUCGUGAACGCCGACAAGAUACAGCUCUACGCGGGGCUCGACGUCACCACCAACAAGGUGCCCCUCGCCGACCGCCGGGGCGUCCCGCACCACCUGCUGGGCGCGGUCCGCGCCGACGCGGGGGAGCUGCCGCCGACGUCGUACCGCGCGCUAGCCGCGGAGGCCGCGGCGUCCGUCGCGGCGCGCGGGCGGGUGCCCGUGGUGGCCGGCGGGUCCAACUCGCUCAUCCACGCGCUCCUCGCCGACCGCCUCGACGCGGCGCCCGCGGACCCUUUCGCGGCCGACGAGGGGUACCGGCCGGCGCUGCGGUUCCCGUGCUGCCUCCUCUGGGUGGACGUGGACGGCCCCGUGCUGGACGACUACCUGGACCGGCGCGUGGACGACAUGGUGCGGGAGGGCAUGGUGGAGGAGCUCCGGGAGUACUUCGCGUCGACGUCCCCCGCGGAGCGCGCCUCCCACGCGGCCGGGCUGGGCCGGGCCAUCGGCGUGCCGGAGCUGGGCGACCACUUCGCGGGGCGCAAGAGCCUCGCCGCGGCGAUCGACGAGAUCAAGGCCAACACGCGGGUGCUGGCGGCGGCGCAGGCGCGCAAGAUCCGGCGCAUGGCGGGGGCCUGGGGCUGGCCCGUGCGGCGCCUGGACGCGACGCCCACGGUCCGCGCGCGCCUGGCCGGCGCCGGCCGCGCCGACGAGGCCGCCGCGUGGGAGCGCGACGUGCGCGGGCCCGGGCUCGCCGCCAUGCGCCGGUUCCUCGACGCCCACCGCCACGAGCCGCAGCAGCAGAGGUGGCCGCUGGCGCCGCGGAGGCAAUGCCGUGGCAUGGUGGGGUGACUCCCGGCGCGCGUCAAAAGGCCGGGAGCCGAGCGUCCUCGCCUCACUCCUGGGUUCAAAAAAUUUUGCGAUAGGCCGCCGAAUUUUGGAGGGGCCCGGCGGCCACCGGUCGGUGGGGCCGCCGCUGCUGGCGCCGCGCCGCGGCCGCAGCGCGCAAAGCAAAGCAUCACCCCGAAACAGAGCGGGACGUGACGAGGCGAGACGGCCGGGCCCUGCGAAUGCUGAGGCACAGCAGCCUCUCUCUCCCUCUCGCUCUGCCUUUCCCGUUCCAUGUUUUUUCUAGCGAGACAGCACUUGUACACAGCAGCAGCGUAAUCUAGCCGGCCAGGUCACUCACCCAUGUUUCGAAUUUUGAAA